AUGAUCACGCUUGUUCAUAAAGUGCUGCAGGUUGGAGAUGCCGGAAAGGAUCACGCUUGUUGGGAAAGGCCCGAGGACAUGGACACACCAAGAAGCGUGAUCAAGAUUGACAAGAACACCCCUGGCACAGAAGUUGCAGCUGAGACUGCUGCUGCUCUUGCUGCUGCUUCCUUAGUUUUCCGGAGGAGUGAUCCUAAUUACUCCAAGGUUCUUGCAAGAAGGGCGAUUCGGGUGUUUGAGUUUGCUGAUAAGCACCGUGCCGCAUAUAGCGUGGGUCUGAGGCGUUACGUGUGCCCUUAUUACUGCGAUUUCUCUGGCUAUCAGGAUGAGCUGUUGUGGGGUGCUGCUUGGCUGCACAGAGCGACGAGAAACCCGACUUAUCUGAGCUACAUUCAGGCGAACGGGCAGACGCUCGGAGCUGAUGAAAUUGAUAACACAUUUGGUUGGGACAACAAGCAUGUUGGAGCUAGAAUCCUUCUCUCCAAGGCGUAUCUCGUCCAAAAUGUCCAGCCUCUCCACGACUACAAAAGCCACGCCGAUAACUUCAUAUGCUCUCUGCUCCCGGGGACGCCCUACUCCUCUGCUCAAUACACCCCCGGUGGUCUGUUGUUCAAGAUGAAUGAUAGUAAUAUGCAGUAUGUGACUUCCACUUCUUUCCUUCUGGUGACUUACGCCAAGUACUUGACCACGUCGCGUAGGGUUGUGAACUGUGGUGGCGCCAUCAUCAGGAUGUUAUCUUUAUGGGAUAAUGAUAAAUUGCGUAAGUGUUGUGUUAAGCUUCAAGAUGCCCUGAAACAUAAUGAUAAAUUUGACAUUGAUGCUGAAGAUUUAUAUUCUGAAUUGCAAGUGCUACAAAUGUGUUUACCAUCUGAAACAAAAUCGCUUGGGCCGGCCCUGGCCAUCAUCACCCCGAAGAAGCUUCGGGCAUUCGCCAAGAAUCAGGUGGACUACUUGCUGGGAGACAAUCCGAUGAAAAUGUCGUUCAUGGUGGGGUACGGUUCGAGAUAUCCGGUGCGCAUCCACCACCGGGGCUCGUCCCUCCCGUCGGUUAAUGCUCAGGUCCAGAUUCAUCACUUGAGCCUUCAUCCCCAGUCA
Molecule: messenger RNA, 1095 nt
Organism: Salvia miltiorrhiza (redroot sage)
Lineage: Eukaryota; Viridiplantae; Streptophyta; Magnoliopsida; Lamiales; Lamiaceae
Product: endoglucanase 3-like
Exons: 8
Biological process (GO): carbohydrate metabolic process
Molecular function (GO): hydrolase activity, hydrolyzing O-glycosyl compounds
Source: RefSeq, a predicted model, not a curated record